AUGAGAGUCUCUCGGCUGCUUUGUUUUGCUGGCCUUCUUGGUUCUGCUUUCGCGUCUAGCGAGACUGGGAUCGCUAAAAGGGAGACCGUCAGUGAAAUCCUGACUGAUAUCGAGGAUGCUGCUACCUGCGCAGCAUGUGAGGCCCUACUUGUUGUACUCCAGGCACUUGCCCACUUGGGCAAUGAUGACUUUGUUGAUGUGAUCACUGAAGUCUGUAUUUUGGCUGGGGUGGAUGACGAUGAUGUCUGCAAAGGCGCAAUUGGCCUCGAAGGCCCUAUUUUGGCCCAUGACCUGCGCAACAUGGACGUGCCAUCUAAGACCGCAGUCCUCUUCUGCACCACCAUUUUUGGACUAUGCGACUAUCCUGCAGUGGCCGAGUACACCGUCGACUUCCCCUCUGCCAAACCGGCCAAUGCCUCUCGCCCGGCACCGAGCGGAGAGACGCCUCUGCAGAUUGUUCAUAUCAGUGAUAUCCACGUUGAUCUUUCAUAUGAGACUGGCGCAAGCUACAACUGCACCAAGCCUAUUUGUUGUCGUCCCUAUGAUAGCUCUGACGACCCAGGCGUGACCGACUAUCCUGCAGGCGAGUAUGGCAACCACAACUGCGACGCUCCUCUUACGCUGGAAGAGAGCAUGUACGCAGCUAUCCAGGAGCUCGUUCCCAACUCCUCCUUUGUUAUCUUCACGGGCGAUGUCGUUGAAGGUGCUGUCUGGCUGGUGAAUGAGACCGAAGUGACCCACGAUCUGAACGACGCCUAUAACACUCGGAUGUCCGAUUACUUCGACCUCGUCUACGGUGUCACUGGCAACCACGAUACUGCUCCAGUGAACUCAUUCCCACCGUCUGAUAUUGACACGACCAUCUCUAGCCAGUGGGCUUAUGAUACUCUUUCUUCCGAUUGGAGUCAAUGGAUCGGAUCCACUGCAGCCAGUACCGCCGACGAUUACGGCGCCUACUCUGUCAAGUACUCUGGUGGUAACCUGCGGAUCAUCUCGUUCAACUCCAACUUCUACUACAAAGAGAACUUCUGGCUAUAUGAGAAGACUAUGCAGACCGAUCCCAGUGGACAAUUGGCCUGGCUCGUAGAUGAGCUUGCUGCGGCCGAAACGGCAGGAGAGCGAGUCUGGCUAAUGGGUCACAUGCCCAUGGGAUCCGGUGAUGCCUUCCACGAUGGAUCCAACUACUUCAACCAGAUCAUCCAGCGAUAUGAUGCCACUAUUGCUGCGGUCUUCUAUGGACACACCCACAAGGAUGAGUUCGAACUUGCUUACUCGAACUACACCGACCAGUCGGCCGAUACAGCCACCAUGAUGUCCUACAUCAUGCCGGCCAUGACUCCCACUUCUGGCAACCCUACUUUCCGGGUUUACUCGGUCGACCCUGUCACAUUUGGCGUCCUUGACUUCACGGAGUACAUUACCAACAUGUCGAGCUCCACAUACCAGGAGAAGCCCACAUGGGAGAAAUAUUACUCGGCCAAGGAAGCCUAUGGCUCGCUACUUGACCCACCUGUUACUGACAGUGCGGCUGAGCUGACCCCGGCAUUCUGGCACAAUGUCACCGUGCUCUUUGAGAAUGACGACAGUGUAUUCCAAGACUACUAUGCCCGCAAGCGACGUGGCUGGGACGUGUCUGAGUGCACUGGUGACUGCAAGACGGAUGAGAUCUGCCAGCUGCGUGCGGCCGAGUCGCAGUAUAACUGCGUUGAGAUUACACCUGGAAUCAAUUUCAAGAAGCGCGACACAAGCUCGAGCACGGCCAAGGAGUCUACUUGUGGUGAGUCAGUGGUUGGCCAAAUGUUCUCCAACUUUGAUGGAGCCGUGGCAGCUUUGAAGGAGGCAGCGACAGCCAAGUUGGGAUCGAGUUUCCUGAACACCACAGUCAACUCUACUGCUUCCUAA
Molecule: messenger RNA, 1902 nt
Organism: Aspergillus ibericus CBS 121593
Lineage: Eukaryota; Fungi; Ascomycota; Eurotiomycetes; Eurotiales; Aspergillaceae
Product: acid sphingomyelinase
Exons: 4
Coding region: 1-1902 (633 amino acids)
Biological process (GO): sphingomyelin catabolic process
Molecular function (GO): sphingomyelin phosphodiesterase activity
Source: RefSeq, a predicted model, not a curated record